This is a messenger RNA of Neolamprologus brichardi, 3255 nucleotides long. RefSeq names its product X-ray repair complementing 1 (gene xrcc1). Gene Ontology annotation, biological process: single strand break repair; base-excision repair; double-strand break repair via nonhomologous end joining. The record is from RefSeq and is a predicted model, not a curated record. Lineage: Eukaryota; Metazoa; Chordata; Actinopteri; Cichliformes; Cichlidae. Gene Ontology annotation, molecular function: damaged DNA binding. Gene Ontology annotation, cellular component: nucleus.
GGAUAGAAAAGUCGUUAGUCGGAAGGUACGUCAUAUCCUGGCGUUUACAGGCUUUUGGUGGGAAAAUAUGUGCACCUUUACGCACAUUUAACUCAUAAUCAAAAUCUGUAGUAUGAAUUUUCUGUAACAGCAGAGUAACGGAUAUAUGCCAUGCAUAUAACGCUGUGAACAAAUUACGCGGAACAGCCCUUUAGGUGUGCUAAAGUCACCAAAAUCAUUAGGGAGAGUUGCCUAUUGUUUGUUAGCAUGCUAACAUGUUAGUCAUCGGUUUAUCUGACCAAUAAGAAAUUAAACUUUCAGGAUUAAAUCACUUCCAGUGGAGAGAAACUGGAUGUGUCUUAUGACUUGUUAGCCGUUUGCGAUCGCUUCGUGGGGAGGCACGCGCCCGUUUGGUUUAUGUGACUGAUCAGUGAAUCGAUCAGCUUUUAGCCUGACGAUCAUCAGUAACAACAACGAUAUGCCAGAAAUCAAACUCAAGCACGUCGUGUCGUGCACCACCGAGGACUCUACGCACAAGGCAGACAACCUCCUGAGCUCUGACACGUACAGAAAGUGGAAAGCAGCCAGACCCGGGGAGAAGCAGAUAUCAGUCAUUCUCCAGUUUGAAAAGGAAGAGCAGGUGCACAGCAUUGAUAUUGGAAAUGAAGGUUCAGCUUUCAUUGAGGUGUUGGUGGGAAAUUCUUCAGCUGUCAGAGAUCAAGACUAUGAGGUUCUCCUGGUUACGUCUUCCUUCAUGUCGCCCACGGAGAGCCGCAGUGGCACCAACAUGAACCGUGUGCGUUUCUUUGGGCCCAACCAGCUGCAAAAGAGCACAGCUCAGGAGAAGUGGGACAGAGUGAAAAUUGUGUGUAGCCAGCCAUACAGCAAGAAUAUUGCAUAUGGGCUUGCCUUUGUUAAGUUUCAUUCGCCACCUGACAAAAACGAUCCUCCUCCAACUUCCUCCCCAAAACUGACAAAGCUGGGACAGUUCAGGGUGAAGGAUGAGUCUCCUGCAUCCGGGCCCAGCCUUCAACCUGGCAGUCUCUUCUUCAGUCGGGAGAACGCAACAAAGUCCAGCACUUCACUCAAAGCGUCUCCUCAGAGUGAGAAGAUAAGCUACGCUGCUGCUGCUCUGCAAGCAAGCGGCAGCUCCCACUCAUCAGGCCAGGCCUCGUCUUCCACCUCUGCCUCACCACAGCCACCAGCAAAAAGGAAAUUUGAAUUCAGCAAAGAGCGACAAUCUGCCCCCAGCCCUCCUCCCUCGAAGAAAAAAAGUCCAUCUGGUUCACCUGAGGGUAAAGCCGCAACCCCCAAACACAAGCCGAGUUCAGUCAGUACACCCAGCCCAAGCACGGCCAAAGCAUCACCAGUUCAGAAGGCUGCUGACAGGAAGAGGGAGAGUGAGUCUAAACCUGAGCCUAAAACUAAACAGAAGGCAAAAUCCCAGAAAGAGCAGCAGGUCCCAUUCACCCGGCUCAUGGAGGGGGUGGUGUUUGUCCUCAGUGGAUUUCAGAACCCCUUCCGAGGGGAGCUGAGAGAAAAAGCGCUGGAAAUGGGAGCCAAGUAUCGACCCGAUUGGACGCCUGACGCCACACAUCUUAUCUGUGCCUUCGCUAACACCCCCAAGUACAGCCAGGUGAAAUCAGCGGGUGGAAUCAUCGUACACAAGGAUUGGGUGCUGGAUUGCCACAAGAGGAAGCAGAAAAUCUCCUACAAAAGGUUUCUGAUGGAUGGACCCGAAUCGAGCUCAGAGAGUGAAAUGGAAGUGGACGACGAGAGCGAAGAGGAAAUGAACACAAAGACGCCGCAGAAGAAGGAGAAACAAGUCACGGCCAAAAAGACGCCAGAGAAGAAGGAGGAAGAUGAUGAGUAUGCUGGCUCCACUGAUGUGGAUGAACCAGGAGGCGAUGAUGAUGAAUCUGCAGUGGACACAGAGGAUGAGCUGCAGAGGGUGGAAGAGGGGAGAAAACAGAAGAAAGUAGCAACAGAAGGAACGGUGGUGAAGGACGAGGAUCCGUACGGGGGGUCGACGGAUGAAAACACAGACGCUGAAGCUGAAGAGGAUCAUCCCAUCCCCGAGCUCCCAGAUUUCCUAAGCGGAAAGCACUUUUUCCUCUACGGUAAAUUCCCCAAUAAUGACAGACGACUGCUGUUACGAUACAUUGUUGCCUUUAAUGGAGUGAUCGAGGACUAUAUGACAGAGAAGGUGCAGUUCGUGGUGACCAGUGAAGGGUGGCACGACUCCUUUGAAGACGCGCUGAUGGAGAACACCAAUCUGAAUUUUGUCAAACCGGAAUGGAUUUAUGCAAUCAGUGCACGACAAAAGAUGCUGCCCUAUCAGCCCUACACCGUCGUCCCCUGAACUAUACACUGUAUGCAGCGUGCGGCCGCACUCUCACCCCUCAUCCUGAUGAAGGAGCAGCAGGGAAAGCCAUAAACACAUUUUCCGUUUCAGAUAAACAGCUACACUUUCAAAGAGCAAUAAGUCAACUGUUUGUUAUUAUCGAUGCCUUUAUAUUGGACUUCAUAUUUGAUAUACAUAUAAUUUCUCCACCUCAAGCAGUUCUCUCUGCAAAUGUUUUCAACUUUCGGCCAAGCUCUGCAGACUGUCCACUACAUAGUGUUUCUUUCUUGAGGUUAUUGUUAGGAUUAAGUAUAGGUUUAUUUUUAGAUUGCGCUCUCGAGGGUCGUUAGCCCCAGCUUGGCCAGGAACCAAUUUCAUCAUCUCCACCAUCAUCAUCAUCAUCCAUGUGCUGCUGAGUCUCUUGGGCUUUGUGAAUGAAGCAGACACUCUGGCUCAGGACUUGUUUGAAUUUCUCACUUCCUGUGCUGCAGUUUGUUGCUGCUCGCUUCGGCUACCUCAGGCACUGUCUGGAAAUGAGUUAUCACCCUGUCCUGACAGCCAGCAGCACUGAUAAUGCACCAUUUGUGUAAGUGGGAAGACUAUUAUGAAAACGACCCAAAGUCAGGUGAAAGAUGUCAGUUAUGGAAGGUUACGGCCAUGGGAAAAAAGAAGAAACUGAACAUUUUUGUUCUUCGUUUUAUUUGAUUUAUUUAAAAAAGGGAUAACAUUAUUAUAGGCUGAGGACAUAAAACAGACAUCAGUGUCGGCGUCCUUUUUAAGAUUCUCAUUAAUUCAAGUGCAAGUGUCCAGCUUAACAUCUCCUUUGCUGCUUGGCCAAAGUGGCUUGUUCAGUUCUCUGUCUCAAACUUCUUUCUCCUUGUAAUACCUAAUUAUUUUGUCUAAAUAAAAAAAAAAAGAUUUUUAAUUAAAAA